Acanthopagrus latus (yellowfin seabream) is the source of this 6962-nucleotide messenger RNA. RefSeq names its product collagen alpha-1(XI) chain-like. Lineage: Eukaryota; Metazoa; Chordata; Actinopteri; Spariformes; Sparidae. The record is from RefSeq and is a predicted model, not a curated record. The transcript has 67 exons. Gene Ontology annotation, molecular function: extracellular matrix structural constituent; heparin binding. The coding region runs from base 342 to 5804 and encodes 1820 amino acids.
GUGUUCCGGCGUUGGUCCAGCCUCCUGACGGUGCGCAACUCCCGGGGAAGCAGAGUGCCUUGCGCUUGCUGUCUUUCUUUUUCUUUCUGUUUUUUUUUUUUUUUCUUUUUUUUCAUGAGAGCCCCUUUACCAUCAGUCUGAGAGCUGGGCUUGAGGUGGAGCGGAUCUGAAGGGCCCAGUCUGGCUGUGAAAGGCAUCCUUAUACUCACACACAUGGCGCUGUAGUAUAAGUACAUUUUUUUUUUUUUUUUGUUGGACUGUGGAAGGGACCGAGCUUUUUCUUUUUUUUCUUUUUUUUUUUUAAAGUCGCCCGUUUUUCAGUACAGCCGCGGGCGCUCACCAUGGAGAUGCAAAGGUGGACCACCAGGUGGAAAACGAAAAGGUGGCUAUGGGAUUCGACGCUAACCGCCGCGGUCACAAUAAUUUUACUUCUACAAGCUGCCAGUGUCAGAGCAGCUGAGCCAGUAGAUGUGCUGAAGGCGCUAGACUUCCAGAGCUCUCCUGAAGGAGUACGGAAAACAACAGGCUUCUGCUCAGUCCGGAGAGGUUCCCAACCUGACACUGCUUACCGAGUGGGAAAAACGGCUCAGAUCAGUGCUCCGACCAAACAGCUCUUCCCAGGGGGAGUCUUCCCGGAAGAUUUCUCCAUCCUGUUCACUGUCAAGCCUAAGGCUGGCCUCCAGUCCUUCCUGCUGUCCGUGUACAACCAGCAAGGCAUCCAGCAGCUCGGCGUGGAGGUGGGCCGUGGCCCCGUCUUCCUGUAUGAGGACCAGCAUGGCAAGCCUGCCCCGGAGGAGUACCCCCUGUUCCGCUCCAUCAACCUUGCUGACGGCAAAUGGCAUCGUGUGGCUAUCAGCGUGGAGAAGAAGGCUGUCACCAUCAUUGUGGACUGUAAGAAGAAGCUGACCAGGCCGCUCGCCAGAAGUGACCAGGCUGUCAUCAACACAGAGGGCAUUACUGUCUUUGGCACCAGAAUCCUGGACGAGGAAGUCUUUGAGGGUGACAUCCAGCAGCUGCUGAUAGUGGCAGACCCCAGGGCAGCCUUCGACUACUGUGAACACUACAGCCCUGACUGUGAAACCCCCAACCACCACGACACCCCCCAGGCUCAGGAACCUGAGGGCGAGUACAAUAACUAUGAUUAUGGUGAGAUAUAUGACUACAUUGAAGGCGAGUUAACCACUGACAGUCCCCCAACUGAAGGAGCCAAGACCGAGACAAAUGUGGGUGGAGACUACUACACGGGUGAGUAUGACUACAGCAUAGUGGAUGGAAAUCAGCCUGAGACUCCAACUGACACUGCUGGGCAAGGCCAGAGCUAUGAUGGGGAAAUAGUGGAUGAUUACAUCACCGGUGUGGAACAGGUCGGGGUGGAUCCCACUAUUGCUGUGGAAACCGCUGCCCCAGUGGACCCCAAAGAGAAAGUGGAUCCGGCCACUGACGCGUAUGAGUUUAAAGAAUACGACCUGAAGGAAUAUGACCACAAAGAGUUUGUAGAGAAGCCAUACGAAUAUGGCGAUUAUGGCGAUUAUGGCACCGCUGACACCAAGCCCACAUCUGCAACGUAUGAUGACGAGUUCGGCCCUGGUGUUCCAGCAGAGACCGACAUCAGUGUGAGCGGAGGUCAAAGUUACCUGGGAGAGAAAGGAGAGAAGGGCGAACCCGCUGUCAUUGAGCCAGGGAUGCUUAUUGAAGGACCCCAAGGAGCCCCCGGCCAAGCAGGUGUUCCUGGUACCCCAGGAUUGCAGGGUCCCCCAGGUCCCCAUGGAGAUCCUGGUGAGAGGGGUCCUCCAGGCCGUCCUGGUAUUCCUGGUUCCGACGGUGUCCCUGGGCCUCCAGGUACCAUUCUGAUGCUUCCAUUCCGUGCAGGCGGUGAGGCACACAAAGGACCUGUGGUUUCAGCCCAGGAAGCUCAGGCUCAGGCCAUUCUGUCUCAGGCCAGGCUGGCCAUGCGAGGUCCACCUGGGCCAGCAGGCAUGACGGGAAGAUCUGGUCCUGUCGGAGGUCCUGGUGCUUCUGGACUUAAAGGUGACAGUGGUGAUCCUGGACCACAGGGACCCAGAGGUCUUCAGGGUGGAACUGGUCCACCAGGGAAAUCAGGAAAGAGGGGUCGUAACGGAGCUGAUGGUGCUCGAGGAAUGCCCGGAGAGGCAGGGGCCAAGGGUGACAGGGGUUUCGACGGCCUGCCUGGUCUCCCCGGAGAAAAAGGACACAGAGGAGAACAGGGUUCUACAGGUGCUCCGGGACCUCCAGGAGAGGAUGGUCCAAGAGGUGAAGAUGGCCAGGUUGGACAGAGAGGUGUGGCUGGAGAGAGUGGUCCCCGAGGUUUGCUUGGUCCCAGAGGGUCUCCAGGUCCCAGUGGACAGCGUGGUCUUCCUGGACUUGAUGGCCAAGCUGGUCCCAAAGGAAACAUGGGUGUACAAGGAGAGCCAGGGCCUCCUGGGCAGCAGGGUUUGCCUGGUCCUCAUGGUCUCAUUGGUCCUCAAGGUCCGAUCGGGCCUCCUGGUGAAAAAGGACCUCAAGGUAAACAAGGUCUGGCCGGCCUUGCUGGUGCUGAUGGCCCCCCUGGUCACCCAGGAAAAGAAGGUCCUGCAGGCGAGAAAGGAGCAGCUGGUCAUCCUGGUCCUAUGGGAUCCAUUGGGUACCCCGGGCCUCGUGGUGUCAAAGGUGCUGAGGGAAUCAGAGGUCUUAAAGGUGGCAAAGGAGAAAAGGGAGAGGAUGGAUUCCCCGGCUUCAAAGGUGACAUGGGUCUCAAGGGCGACAAGGGCGAGGCUGGUGUACUAGGACCCAGAGGAGAGGACGGCCCUGAGGGCCCCAAGGGCAAGUCAGGACCCAAUGGAGAAGCUGGUCCCCUGGGAUUAGCUGGAGAGAAGGGCAAACUCGGAGUCCCUGGAUUGCCUGGGUACCCUGGCAGACAAGGCUCGAAGGGUUCCACUGGCUUCCCUGGAUUUUCUGGAGCAAAUGGCGAGAAGGGGGCAAGGGGAAUCGCCGGCAAAGCAGGCCCACGAGGACAACGUGGCCCAACGGGUCCACGUGGCGGACGUGGUGCUAGAGGACCAACAGGGAAGCCAGGUGCAAAGGGCACCUCAGGAAAUGAUGGACCUCCAGGACCGCCAGGAGAGAGGGGACCUCAAGGACCGCAGGGACCCGUCGGUUUCCCUGGACCAAAAGGACCCAAUGGCCCACCAGGAAAAGAUGGCCUGCCCGGUCAUCCCGGACAGAGAGGAGAGACGGGCUUCCAAGGAAAGACAGGACCUCCAGGACCCGGAGGGGUGGUUGGACCACAGGGCCCAACUGGAGAGACAGGACCCAGCGGAGAGCGAGGACACCCGGGCUCUCCUGGUCCACCUGGUGAGCAAGGUCUUCCUGGAGCUGCUGGAAAAGAGGGUGGAAAGGGUGAUCCAGGUCCUCAAGGCAUUGGUGGAAAGUCAGGACCUGCUGGCCUGAGGGGCUUCCAGGGGGCAAGAGGUCUUCCAGGGGCUAUGGGUCCAGGUGGCUUAAAGGGAGGAGAAGGGCCUCAGGGUCCCCCCGGCCCCAUCGGUUCUCCUGGAGAGAGAGGUUCUGCUGGCCCUGGUGGUCCCAUUGGUCUGACGGGACGCAACGGUCCCCAAGGGGGCCCCGGCCCUGCUGGAGAGAAAGGAGGUCCUGGAGAGAAAGGUCCCAUGGGUCCCGCAGGUCGUGACGGCAUUCAAGGUCCUGUUGGUCUUCCAGGCCCGGCUGGUCCACAGGGUCCCCCUGGAGAGGACGGUGACAAGGGAGAAGUUGGUGGACCUGGACAGAAGGGAAGCAAAGGAGACAAGGGUGAACUUGGUCCACCAGGCCCAAGCGGUCUUCAGGGUGUGGUCGGAGCUCCUGGUCCAGCUGGCAGCGAUGGUGAGUCUGGACCAAGAGGACAGCAGGGUAUGUUUGGCCAGAAAGGAGACGAAGGACCCAGAGGAUUCCCAGGUUUGCCAGGACCUAUCGGACUCCAGGGUCUGCCCGGCCCUCCUGGUGAGAAGGGAGAGAACGGAGACGUCGGCGCGAUGGGUCCACCUGGUCCUCCAGGCCCCAGAGGUCCUCAGGGUUCCAGUGGAGCCAACGGUGCACAAGGUCCUCCUGGUAGUAUUGGCUCAAUGGGAGGUGUUGGUGAGAAGGGAGAAACUGGUGAAGCUGGCAACCCGGGAACACCUGGAGAGCCUGGUAUUGGGGGCCCCAGAGGAGAGACUGGUGAGAAGGGAGAAUCUGGCCCACCCGGGGCUGCUGGACCCGCCGGUGCCCGCGGACCCCCUGGAGAUGACGGUCCCAAGGGUAACCCUGGUCCUGUCGGCUUCCCAGGAGACCCCGGUCCCCCUGGUGAGCCUGGUGCUGGUGGUGUUGACGGUUUACCAGGUGACAAAGGAGAUGACGGAGAAGCUGGACAGCCUGGCCCUCCAGGUCCAUCUGGUGAAGCUGGAGUACCAGGACCUCCUGGCAAAAGGGGACCUGUCGGCCGAGCUGGUCAGGAGGGCAGACAAGGAGAAAAGGGAUCCAAGGGAGAAGCUGGAGCAGAGGGGCCUGUUGGCAAAACUGGACCUGUUGGACCUCAGGGGCCUGCUGGAAAGUCUGGUCCUGAGGGACUGCGUGGAAUCCCUGGCCCUGUUGGUGAGCAAGGACUUCCUGGUGCCUCUGGCCAAGACGGCCCUCCUGGACCUAUUGGACCCCCUGGACUUCCUGGUAUGAAGGGUGACUCUGGAUCCAAGGGAGAGAAGGGUCAUCCAGGUCUGAUUGGUCUGAUCGGGCCUCCUGGUGAGCCUGGAGAGAAGGGAGACAGAGGCUUGCCUGGACCUCAGGGCACUGGAGGUGGCAAGGGUGAUGCUGGUACCGUUGGUCCCCAAGGUCCCCUCGGCCCUCCCGGUCCCCCGGGUAUUUCCGGCCCUGCAGGACAGAAGGGUUCCAAGGGAUCCACUGGUUCACAAGGUCAGAAGGGAGACAGUGGAAUGAUUGGACCACCUGGACCACCUGGACCACCCGGUGACAUCAUCCAGCCACUCCCCAUCCAGCAGUCUGGCAGAAAGACCAGGCGGCAGGCUGAGAUGCAGGGCGACGCUGCGAUGGCGGACUACGGCGUCGAUGGCGUGGGCAUGGAGGGAAUGGAGGACGUCUUUGGAUCCCUCAACAACCUCAAACAGGACAUCGAGCGCAUGAAGUUCCCCAUGGGCACCCAGGACAACCCUGCCAGGACCUGCAACGACCUGCACCUCAGCCAGCCUGACUACCCUGACGGUGAAUACUGGAUUGAUCCAAACCAGGGCUGCAUAGGAGACGCAAUCAAAGUGUUCUGCAACUUCACAGCGGGCGGAGAAACGUGCAUCUUCCCUGAUAAGAAAUCCACAGGAGUUAGAAUAUCCAACUGGCCCAAGGAGGCUCCGGGUUCAUGGUUCAGUGAAUUUAAACGUGGCAAAAUUUUGAGCUACGUCGACAUGGGAGAAAGCACCAUCAAUACAGUGCAGAUGACCUUCCUGAAGCUGCUGAGCUCCUCGGCGCGGCAGAACUUCACCUACAUUUGCCACCAGUCUGUGGCCUGGUACGACGCCAAGGCCGACGGCUACGACAAGGCGCUGCGCUUCCUGGGCUCCAACGAUGAGGAGAUGUCUUACGACAAUAAUCCCUUCAUCAAGCCGCUGACGGACGGCUGCUCGCUGAAGCAGGGCUAUUCAAAGACGGUGAUGGAGAUCAACACUCCCCGCAUCGACCAGUUGCCCAUCAUCGACGUCAUGCUGAAUGACUUUGGGGAAUCCAACCAGAGGUUUGGCUUCGAGGUCGGCCCCGUCUGUUUCCUCGGCUAAACGCACCCCGACUCCCCGCUGAAGGACAGGGUCAGAGGGUACACGUUAACACCUACAAGCUGAGAUCCGACAACCUUUACCUUCUCUCCCCGCGAAGCAAAAAAAAAAAAAAAACCUGUGUUUUCUUAUGUUGCCAAGAAGAUCCACUCAAGCCCGGAGAAGAAGAGUGCCCCCCCGGCCCUGUCAUGAAAGCGGUGACCAGGGGAAACUACUCCUCGCCCUUGUAGGGCCAGAAUCACAUGACUUUAACUUACAUGUAGUGAUGGGAGUGACAUCAGGAAAAGGACAUUUGAUGCCGUGGCGGACAGUGGCGCACUUUCAGCAACAGAGAGAGGAUCCACUCACCCCAAGCCCCAUCCUCCCUUGUCCUUCCCCCUCCCACCACGCCUCCCUCUCUGGGUGCUCCAGGUGCUGCUCUGAAUACAACCACAGAGGUGCUUUUGUGCAGAAUCACAAAACACUCAAAGGUGCUACAAAAAGUGCUUUUUGAUAAAACUGUAAUUAUUAUUAUUAUUUUGUACAAUUUUGUUCCUUUUCCGAAUCCACUCUUAAAAAAACUUGCAUGUGCCCCAGCUCUUAAAGUCUACAUAAACAUUUGAUAAACAAUAUAGAAUUAAAUCCAAUGAAUAUAUUUGACUUGUGUUAAAAAAAAAACCAAAUUUGUUAAGAAAUGUAAUGUCCUUUGAAACAUUCCAAUUUGUAAGUAUAAAAUAAUCAUUUUUGUAAAUAAUAUAACUUUCAAUAUUGGAUUUUUAUGAGAGCAAGCCAAACUGGAACAUAACACCUAACUCAAAAAGCAUUUUGUCUUUUUUCACGACGCACCAUUUGGUGUGCCCAUCAGGAUAUUAAGCCAUAAUAAAUAUAGAUAAUAAUAUAAAUACUGUAAGAAAGGGCUUAUUCUUCCAAACUUUAUUCACCCAGAUGUUGUACUGUACCUCUCUUCCUUAAAAUGUCGACACAUUUGGCUCUUCAACCAUGUUUUAAUCUUUAAGACUCAAUCAAGUUUUGAAUCAUUUGUGGUAGAAAAAAAACAAACAUUUUUUGUGUUCGUCCGAAAAAAAGCCCUGUCAAUUUCUCUUCUUUGUAACAAUGGACAAAAUGUUUUCAUGUGCCUUGAAUUGUUCAUUCAAAAAUAUUAAAACUGGAUUCUGAAAAAUG